Molecule: messenger RNA, 986 nt
Organism: Psammomys obesus (fat sand rat)
Lineage: Eukaryota; Metazoa; Chordata; Mammalia; Rodentia; Muridae
Gene: Gmnn
Product: geminin DNA replication inhibitor
Exons: 7
Coding region: 147-767 (206 amino acids)
Biological process (GO): negative regulation of DNA replication; negative regulation of cell cycle
Cellular component (GO): nucleus
Source: RefSeq, a predicted model, not a curated record
GCCCCGCCCCCUCAGCGGCGCCCGCGACCCGGUCGGCGUGUCAGUCCGCAGGUUCGGGUCGUUGUAGCGCCGUUGGGUCCCGCGUGGUGCCGGGGGCUUGUCCUGCGCUUACACUCGCUGGGCACGGAGCCCUGGAGUCUCUGAAAAUGAAUACCACUAUGAAGCAGAAACAGGAAGGAGCCCAAGAAAACUUGAAGAAUAGUCCUGUCCCAAGGAGAACACUGAAGAUGAUUCAGCCUUCUGCAGCUGGAUCUCUUGUUGGCCGCGAAAAUGAGUUGCCAAAAGGCUUGUCCAAAAGGAAGCUUUGGAAUGACCAGUUAACAUCUAAGACUUCAAGCUCUGGUCCAGAAGCUAAUGAAAAUAAAGAUGUUGAAGAUGUUACCCAGGAAGCAUUUGAUCUUAUGAUUAAAGAAAACCCAUCUUCUCAGUAUUGGAAAGAAGUGGCAGAAAAACGGAGAAAAGCUCUCUAUGAAGCACUUAAAGAAAAUGAGAAACUUCAUAAAGAAAUUGAACAAAAGGACAGUGAAAUUGCCCGCCUGAAAAAGGAGAACGAAGAGUUGGCAGCAGUAGCAGAACACGUACAGUACAUGGCAGAGGUAAUCGAGAGGCUGAGUAAUGAACCUCUGGAUAACUUUGAAUCACCGGAUAGUCAGGAAUUUGAUUCUGAAGAGGAAGCUGUUGAGGAUUCUGAAGUGGAAGGCUCAGGAACUGGCGUGUGUACUGAAGAGACUGUGUCUUCCUCCACGGACACCAAACCAUGUCCAUGAGGUGUGAAGUACACUGCCAGCGGUGCCCUUCAAUAUAUCUUGGUAAAUUAAUUAAGCCGCGCAAGUGCUGGAAUCCAGGUUUGAAGCCUGGGGCUCAAACUGCACUAAAAUACAGAUAGUAUGUAUUUUUAAUCUAUUGUUUUAUGUAAAUAGCAUUUUCAUUUUCUCAGUGUCAGAUGUGACUUGUGUAUAUUAAAUAAACUUCAAUUUCCUGUUGAA